Sclerotinia borealis F-4128 is the source of this 1632-nucleotide messenger RNA. Lineage: Eukaryota; Fungi; Ascomycota; Leotiomycetes; Helotiales; Sclerotiniaceae. The record is from the annotation of a GenBank genome assembly.
AUGGCGGACCACAACACUUCAUCCAGUGGGAUGUUCGAACACAAUGCCAGCGAAGGAGAAUUGCAUAGAAGAAACGUUGUUGGCAUGGAGGAAGGGCCUGAUGCCGAUGCACAACUCGCCGCUCAGUUUGGAUACAAACCUGUAUUCAAGAGAGAAUUUGGAUACCUCUCGACGUUUUCCUUCGCUGUUUCCAUCAGUGGAUUAUUUGCUACUAUUAUGACUACUUUUUCAUACCCAAUAAUGUCCGGUGGAUCUGCUGCGGCCGUCUGGUGUUGGCUGAUAUCUGGUGCUGGUUGCAUGUGUAUUGCUCUUUCUGUCGCUGAAUUAGUCUCUGCGUAUCCUACAUCCGGCGGUUUAUACUUUACGAUUUCACGACUGGCGCCACAAACCUGGGUACCAUCUAUCAGUUGGGUUACUGGGUGGUUGAAUCUGCUUGGACAGGUUGCUGGUGUUGCCUCCUCCCAAUAUGGUGCAGCUCAAAUGCUGCUAGCGGCCGUCGCGAUUGGAAAAGAUUUCAACUAUACAAUCAAUGCAAAUACAACAGUCGGUGUAAUGGCAGCUCUUAUGGUUCUCACUGGGCUGGUCAAUUCAAUGUCUACUUAUUGGAUGGAAAAGAUGACAAAGAGCUACGUUAUCUUCCACGUUCUUGUGUUGGUAACGUGCUGCAUUGCACUUCUGGUCAAGACCCCGAACAAACAUAAUGCUACCUACGUUUUCACCGAUGUUGAAGCUACCUCUGGUUGGACCCCUGUUGGAUUCAGCUUCUUGUUCGGUUUCCUUUCUGUUUCGUGGACUAUGACCGAUUAUGAUGCCACGGCUCACAUCACCGAAGAAAUCUCGGAGCCAGAGAAGAAAGCACCUUGGGCUAUCUCCAUGGCUAUGCUUUUCACUUAUGUUGCUGGAUUCCUUUUCAACAUCGUACUCUGUUUCUGUAUGGGUGACCCAUCCGAUAUUCUGGGCACAACUAUCGGUCAACCAGUCGCACAACUUUUCUACAAUAGUCUUGGAAAGGCAGGUGGUAUCUUCUAUACCGUUUGUGGAUUCAUCAUUCUUGAAUUCGUUUGUUUCACUGCUAUGCAAUCAUUGGCACGAACUGUCUUUGCCUUCUCCCGUGAUAAGCUUGUACCAUUCUCCAAAGCCUGGACACAAAUUUUACCCAUCACCGGAACGCCCGUUGCAGCUGUCUGGAUAUCUGUUGCCCUCUGCAUUGCCAUCAACCUCAUUGGUCUUGGAUCCUACACUGCUAUUUCCGGAGUCUUCAACGUAUGCGCCAUCGCCCUAGACUGGAGUUAUUGCAUCCCCAUCGUUUGCAAACUCAUGUUUGGCAAGUUCGAGCCCGGUCCAUGGCACAUGGGCAAAUUCAGUACUGCCGUGAAUGUGUGGGCAUGUAUCUGGACCUUGUUUGUCAGUAUCAUCUUCAUUCUCCCGACAGAGCUACCAGUGACUGCGCUCAACAUGAACUACGCCAUCGCCUUCUUAGGAUUAAUCCUAGGAUUCUCCACCAUCUACUGGUAUGUUUCGGGCAAGAAGUUCUACACCGGUCCUGUCAUCGAAGCCGCCGACGAAGACUCUCUCAGACAUUCGUUGGACCGCGACUCGAGACAGGAAAAGGUGGAGAACAACAAAUCAUAA